Messenger RNA from Hibiscus syriacus, 1745 nucleotides. Its product is annotated as probable WRKY transcription factor 72. Gene Ontology annotation, biological process: regulation of DNA-templated transcription. Bases 1 to 1581 code for a protein of 526 amino acids. The transcript is spliced from 5 exons. The record is from RefSeq and is a predicted model, not a curated record. NCBI's taxonomy places the organism in Eukaryota, Viridiplantae, Streptophyta, Magnoliopsida, Malvales, Malvaceae. Gene Ontology annotation, molecular function: DNA-binding transcription factor activity; sequence-specific DNA binding.
AUGGAGGUUCUGCUGAUGAAAAUGCAAACAUCAGAUCCUAAUAAGAGUGAGAUUGGAAGAAAACUCCAACAAAAUGCUGAUUUGAAUUCACCAUCUCCUUGCCACGAAGACUUGGUGGAUAGAAAAGAGGAGGAUGAACUUGAAUCUGCAAAAGCUGAGAUGGGUGAGGUGAAGGAAGAAAAUGAAAGAUUGAAGAAGAUGUUGGAGAAGAUCCAGGAGAAUUACAAGUCACUUCAAUCAAGUUUCAAUGAAAUCCUUCAACAAGGAGCUACGAAGAAAUCCACAAGCUCAUUAGUUUCUUCAUCGCCAGAUAAUGUUCCAGAGCCUGAACUUGUUUCACUUUCCCUUGGAAGAAGUUCUUCGAUGGAGUCCAUAAAAGAUGAUCCAGAGCUCAAACCCAGUUUAACUCUUCGAUUAGACUCUAACUCUCGAUUGUCAACCCCUGGAAAUAGUUCAGAAGAUCAACAGAAGGAAGAUGGUGCAGCAGAAACGUGGCCACCAAGCAAGAUUCAAAAGAGAACGACCAGAAAUGGAGAUGGUGAAGAUCAACAAAAUCAUGUUAAGAGAGCUAGGGUUUCUGUGAGAACUAGAUGUGAUGCACCGACUAUGAACGAUGGAUGUCAAUGGAGGAAAUAUGGGCAGAAAAUUUCAAAAGGAAAUCCUUGCCCAAGAGCUUACUAUCGUUGCACAGUUGCACCAGGUUGUCCAGUAAGAAAACAGGUCCAAAGGUGUGCUGAGGAUACGUCAAUAUUAAUCACUACUUAUGAAGGGAAUCACAACCAUCCACUUCCGUUUUCAGCGAUGGCAAUAGCUUCCACCACAGCAGCCGCGGCCUCCAUGCUAUUAUCUGGUUCUUCAACUUCUCAACAAGGGCUCAAUUCAACAGCAACAGCUAAACUUUCAAAUCAAGUACUCAAUGGAUUCAACUUCAACCCCCAUGAUAAUUCAACAAGACAGUUCUACUUACCAAACUCAACCUCAUCACCUUCGUUACCAACAAUUACUCUAGACCUCACCUCUUCCCAACCCCCAUCAUCUAAUUAUUUCAACAGGUUCUCUUCAAACUUUCCCAGUUUCCCUUCUACAAGUCUCAACUUUUCUUCAUCAGAAUCCAACAUAUUGCCAGCAGUUUGGGGCAAUGGAUACUCCCGUUAUGGUGCACAAGUACCCUAUUAUCAAACUCGGACUGUGGACUUGAGCCUCGGGAAAGAGUUCCAAGACCAGAUUUACCAGUCUUUCUCGGGAAACAAUCAGUCUUUGACAGAAACCUUAACCAAGGUAAUCACAUCAGACCCAAGUUUCAGAUCAGUAAUAGCUGCUGCAAUUUCAUCAAUGGUUUGUAGCAGUGCAAAACCUGGAGACCCAGCUGAUCAAAAAGCUGAGAAAUUUGGUCAGAAUUUGAUGCAAGCCAUAAUUUCUCAAGAUGGGAAAGAUCAAUCAUCAUGUUCAUCAAGAUACUGUAAUGGAUUGGCAUCUUCUACUUCUCAAACAGGAAGUUCAUUGCUUCAGCCUUCAUUUCCUUUCCCCAUUUUCAACAGUGCCUUUAAACCAGAUUCUGAUGAUAAAGAACUCAAUAAUUAAUUGAAUAGAGAGGAAGGCGCUUUGAAAUUGUUAUACAUAUUGUUUUUUGCAAAUAAGAAUCAAUUGUGAAGAAUUUUCUUAAGUAAUUUAAAUUAGGCAAUUUCAUCCAUUGCUCCUCACUCUUUAUUAUAAUUUACUUUUACUCCUUAAUCUUUGAAUUUUUC